This is a messenger RNA of Alosa sapidissima (American shad), 5864 nucleotides long. RefSeq lists its product as uncharacterized. Lineage: Eukaryota; Metazoa; Chordata; Actinopteri; Clupeiformes; Clupeidae. The transcript has 10 exons. Gene Ontology annotation, molecular function: GTP binding. The record is from RefSeq and is a predicted model, not a curated record. The coding region runs from base 289 to 5538 and encodes 1749 amino acids.
UCAACACAUUCGUUUUAAGAGUGUGUGCCAGCCGUGUCACCGUGUCACCGUAUCUAAUCUUUGCACUUUGACACACCUAGCCUACAAUAUGUUGAAACGGCUGUAGUUUUAAUGGCUGUGUGCUUCAAUGAAGACCUGUGUGUGAAGUUUGACAUGAAAUACAUGCACUUUGUUAACAGAGAGUUGGCCUACAGCAGCUUCAUCUCCAGAAGGAUUGUGUCGUGCUUUCAACACAGAGUUGCCAGCACAGGCUGGUUCGUGGACUGACAGAGAGAGAGAAGGAGCAAGAUGGCUGCCGAAGCAUGCAUUCUUAAGGAAAAAGACUUUUCAAAACUCCCUGACCUACGAGUGGUACUUCUGGGGGGGACAGGAUCUGGGAAGAGUUCAUCAGGAAACACCAUCCUGGGCAGAGAGGAGUUUGACCUGAAGACAAGAACAGCUCAGUGUGUGAAGAGACAGGGAGAAGUAGCAGGCAGACAGGUCACUGUAGUCGAGGCUCCAGGCUGGUUUCCCAAUAUUGGCCUGGCAUACACUCCUCAGAUAACCAAAGACGAGAUUGUGCUCAGCAACUCCAUCUGUGCACCAGGUCCACAUGCUUUCUUACUGGUCUUAUGUGUGGAUCACACAGAUAAUCACACCAGAUAUUGGAGAAAGAUUGUUGAGACACACGUGGAGCUUCUUGGCGAGCGGGCAUGGAAUCAUACCAUGGUGCUGUUCAUUUGUGGAGACCUGCUGGGAGGCACCAGCAUUCAGGCGUACCUCAAGGGAAGAGGGAAGAAUCUCAUGCACCUGCUGGAGAAGUGUGGGAAUAGAUAUCACGUCUUUAGCAACAACAAGAAGCGGGCUGGUGGCCAGGGCACGACCGAAAAUGACACUCAAGUCACAGAGCUGCUGGAGAAGGUAGAGGCAACGGUAGCGUCCAACUCUGGCCAACACUAUGAGGUGGACAGGACGAGACUGAAGGAAAUACAGGAGAAGAAGAAGAACGAAGAACAGAGAGCCCAGACACGAGUGUCAAAGAUGGAGGAGCAAAGAAAACACCUCCAGACACUGAAGCGUGAUGCACAUCCACCCUCAGAGUUCCGAGUUGUCCUCUUUGGGUACAGACAAUCUGGAAAGAGUGCAACAGGAAACACCAUCCUGGGCAAAGACGAGUUUAAAGUGAACAACCUGACAGCGAGCUGCGUGGUGAGAGAGGGAGAGGUAGGAGGCAGGAAGGUCACUGUGGUCGAGGCUCCGGGAUACACCAAAACAUUCAACGAUACUCCUAAUGUGACGAAAAAGGAGAUGGGCUAUAGUGUGUCACUGUGUCCUCCAGGACCACAUGCUGUGCUUCUGGUCAUUUCUGCUGCUCUGUCUUUCCCCAAAGAAGAGUGCACAAACAUGCAAGAACACUUGAAGCUUCUUGGUGAGGGCGUGUGGAGUCACACCAUGGUGGUCUUCACCCGUGGGGACUGGCUGGGAGGCACAUCGAUUGAACAGGUCAUUGAGAGUGAAGGAGAGAGCCUGCAUAGGGGUCUGGUUGAGAAAUGUGGCAAUAGGUAUCACAUCCUCAACAACAGCAACAAGAGAAAUAGGACUCAGGUCAUCGAGCUGCUGGACAAGAUUGAGGAAAUUGUCGCAGGAAAUGGUGGCCGUCACUAUGAACUUGACGGGAAGAGACCAGAGGAAAAGAAGACAGAACAUGAACAGAGGAUAACAGACAGACUGAUGAAGGUGAAGAAGCAAAGAAAAUAUCUCCAGUCUCUCAAAAGCAGUUCUCCUCCUCUCUCAGAGUUCAGAAUUUUGCUGUUGGGACACAAAGCAUCUGGGAAGAGUUCAUCAGGAAACACCAUCCUGGGUGGACAGACGUUUGACCUGGACAGAAAAAUAACUCGGUGUGUGAAGAAACAGGGAGAAGUAGCAGGCAGACAGGUCACUGUGGUCAGGGCCCCGGGCUGGUGGAGAAAGAGCACUCUCAGCGACACUCAUAAGCUAAUUAAAGAAGAGAUUGCGUUCAGUGUGUGUCUGUGUCCUCCAGGACCACAUGCUGUCUUGCUGGUCAUACGUGUAUUUGAUUCUAUGCCAAAAAACAUCAAAACUAUCAUCCAGGAACACCUGGAGCUUCUUGGAGAAAGUGUCUGGAGUCAUACCAUAGUGCUGUUCACUCGUUGGGAUUGGCUCGGAGACACAACCACUGAGCAGUACAUUGAAAGUGAAGAGGAAGGCUUCCACCAGUGGCUAGUAGAGAAAUGUGGCAACAGGUAUCACACAUUCAACAAUGAGGACUGGACAGUUGAUCAGGUGGAACAGCUGCUGGAGAAGAUCGAAGAGAUGGUGGCUGGAAACGAAGGGCGUCACUUUGAAAUGGACAGUAAGCGCCUGAAUGAAUUACAGGAAGUGAAGAGGACAGCAGAACAGAAGGCGAAAAAAAGAAUGACACGGGUACUGGAACGAAGACGGCAGCUACAAGUUCUGAAAAGUUGUGAACCACCACUUUCAGAGCUCAGGAUUGUGCUACUGGGAAAGGGGUGUCUUCAGAUAAGUGCAAUAGGCAACACCAUCCUGGGCAGAGAAACGUUUGACCUGAAGAGAAAAACACCUCAGUGUGUGAAGGGAGAGGGAGAAGUAUCCGGCAGACGGGUCACUGUUGUCCAGCCUCCAGGAUGGCAUCCUCUUGCCUCUCUCGAAGCCACCUCUGAGCUCACCAAACAGGAGAUUGAGCUCAGUGUGUCUCUGUGUCCUCCGGGACCUCACAUUUUCCUCCUGGUCAUUUGGGCCAAUAGUUGCUUUACUGAACAACAGAGACAAACUAUUCAAGAACACGUGGAGCUUCUCGGCAAAACAGUAUGGAGUCACACAAUGGUGCUGUUCAUCUAUGGAGCCUGGUUGGGAGACACGACCAUUGAGCAGUACAUAGAGAGUGAAGGAGAGGCCCUGCAGUGGGUGGUAGAGAAAUGCCAGAACCAGUACCACGUCUUCAACAACCACAAUAUGGCCGAUAGCGGUCAGGUCUCACAGCUGCUAGACAAGAUCGACGAAAUGGUAGCAGGAAAGAGUGGUGCUCACUACGAGAUUGAUGCAGAGAGACUGGAAGACGUCCAAGAAAAGAGGAGGAAGGAGGAUGAGAGAGCCAGAGAGAGAGCAGUGCAGGUGGAGAAGCAAAGACAGAAGAACAAGGCGCUGGCUCAAGUUCAUGACGUGCCCACCCUGCCAGAGUUUAGGAUUGUGCUGCUGGGACAGAGAACGAAAUCUAAGAGCUUAGCGGGCAACACCAUCUUGGGCAGAGAGGAGUUUGACGUGAACAGAGCAAUAGCUCUGUCUAUGAAGAGACGGGGAGAAGUAGCAGGCAGGCAGGUCACUGUGGUAGAGGCACCAGGAUGGUGGAAGAAUAGUCACUUGAAAGACACCACAGAGCUCACCAAACAGGAGAUUGUGCUCAGUGCGUCUUUGUGUCCUCCAGGCCCACAUGUUGUCCUACUGGUUUUAAGUCAAACUGAUUCUUUAAAAGAGCAAGACAGGAUCAUCACUGUGAAACAUGUUGAGCUUCUCAGUGAGAGAGUCUGGAGUCACACCAUGGUGCUGUUCACUCAAGAGAACUUAAUGGGAGCCGUACCCAUUGAGCAGUACAUAGAGAGUGAAGGACAGGCCCUGCAGUGGGUAGUUGAGAAAUGUGGUAACCGAUACCACGUUCUCGACACUCACAAUAAAGAAGAUGCCACACAGGUGACACAGCUACUGGAGAAAAUUGAAGAGAUGGUGGCAGGAAAUAGGGGCCGUCACUUUGAGAUGGACACAAAGAGAGUGGAGGAAACCCUGAAGAGGAGGAAGAAACAGGAAGAGUCUGCAAAAGAGAGAAUGAUGAAGGUUGAGAAACAACAGCAACUUCUCCGAUCUCUGAAACGCGAAGCACCUCCUCUUAAAGAGUUAAGGGUUGUGCUGCUCGGCUGCAGAGGCUUUGGAAAGACUUCGUCUGGAAAUAUCAUCCUUGGCAAAGAUGUGUUUGACGAUAAAACGAAAACAGUGCGGUGUGCCGAGAGACGGGCUGAGGUGAUAGGCAGACUGGUGACUAUCGUUGAUACGCCGGGAUGGUGGAAUGGACUCCACUUUUCAGACACUCCUGAGCUCACCAAACAGGAGAUUGUGAGCAGUGUGUCUCUGUGUCCUCCAGGACCACAUGCCCUCCUAGUGGUUGUGUCUGUGAAGGAAUCCUUCAUGAAGAAAACUUGGGAAAAUAUUCAGGACCACUUGAUGCUUCUCGGUGAAAGAGUCUGGAGUCAUAUCGUGGUAUUGUUCACAGAUAGAGACUGGCUGGGAGACACCACCAUUGAGCAAUACAUUGAGUGUGAAGGAGAGAGCCUGCACUGGCUUGUUGACAAGUGUGGAAACAGAUAUCAUGUCCUCAACAAUCAGUCUCGAUCAGAAGAUCAGGUCACACAGCUGCUGGAGAAGAUAGAGGAGAUGGUAGCAGGAAAUGGUGGACGUCACUUUGAGGUUGACACAACUAUUCUACAGGAAGUGGAGAAGAAGAGGAGUCACCUCACUACAAGAGUGGAGGACAGAGAGGCAAAAGCUUACAGACAGGACGCUACUUUUAAAUUUGUCAUGGGUGAAACUCCGCCUCUCUCAGAGGUCCGUGUGAUGUUCCUGCAGUACAAAGAGAAAUCCACAUCAGCCCACGGCACUGAAAGCAAAGACGACAACGACAACUCCGAUACCGGCCAAGACCCCAUCGAUUGCCCGACGAGACGGUGGGAGUACGGUGGGAAGCAGAUCACGAUGCCGUUCGUCACAAUGACCCCAUGCAGGAAGGCUCUGGAGCAGACCAGGAGACAGAUGGCGUCCGGCAUGUCAGUGUGUGCUCCGGGCCCACACGCGUUCCUAACGGCCGUGUGCAUGGACCUGCCCUUUUCCGAGACGUGGCGGAGAGAGAUCCAGGAGCACCUGGAGCUCGUUGGCGGCAGGGCCGUCUGGCAGCACAACAUUGUGGUGUUUUACUCGUCAGCAGGAUGGACCCCGGAUCAGUACAUCGAGAGCGAGGGCGGGCCCCUGCACUGGCUCUUGGAGAAGAGCGGCAACAGAUACGUGGAGAUGGUGAGUGAGAGCAGCUGGACCGAGGUUCUGAGGAAGAUCGAGGAGGCGGUGGCUCUGACCGGCGGCAGCCAUUUUGACGCUGAAGAGCUGGGCAGCAGGAUGGGUGAGGUGGAGCCUGAGAACUGGAGGCUGGAGGUGCAGCAGCUUGCUGACCGAAUAAAGGAGCAGGAGCUGGUCAAGAGCAUGGACACUCCACCACAGAUGGGAGAUGACAGGUCUGACAUAGAGCUGGCCAAGAGCAUGGACACUCCACCACAAAUGGGAGAUGACAGGUCUGACAUAGAGCUAGCCAAGAGCAUGGACACUCCACCACAAAUGGGAGGAGAUGACAGGUCUGACAUAACUUCAGAGAGCUCAGCCUAUGGCACAAACAUCUCAGACACAGCAUCUGAAGCCCCCUCAGAACAAGACUCUGUGAUGUCAGCAGCUACCAGCUCUGGGAUUGGCUCAGUAAUGGCUCACUGAGCUAAAAGCCCAGGCUUCCAACUCAGUGGUUAGAAGCGUUUUUAAGGUUAGGGCUGUGAGGAUUUACACGGGGAACUAGCAUGCUAGCUCAGUCUGCCUCCGUUACACUUACUAACUUUUAAUUAAAUAAAAUCAGGCAAUAAAUCAGGAGGAGUAUUUUGUGCACAUAGAAGGAAUCGUAAAUAUUAUUUUCAACUCAUGAAAAAUGAGAGCAAAAGCAAAAUGGUUGCAUCUUGUUCAGUAGCCUACAUGAAGGCACAGUUGUUAGCAUUGCUGUCUGAUCAAAGUGCUUGUAGUCAUACAAUAAAGCUUUCUAAAUAAAACCA